AUGUCGACCAAGCACGUCGACAUCCUCUGCAGCCUGGUGCUCCUCCUCGCUACUCUCGACGCUGCCGCCGGCUGGCCGUAUUAUCGAGGCUGGCGGCCGUCGGACCAAUUUUGUCGGAACAAUCCCUAUUUCCCCGCCUGUCAAGGAAGAACUCCGCCGAGCCCUGUCGUUCCUGCUAACCCGCCGCCGCCGCCGCCGCCGCCGCCGGCGUCUCCGACGGGUCCCAGCCUCUUCGUCUUCGGCGAUUCUUUUGCUGAUAACGGCAACUUGGCCAAGGACGCUACUCAACGUGUCGCCGACAAAGGUAUUACCCGGCAGUGGUAUUUCCCGUAUGGAUUCUCCGCUAGCGGCUCUGCCCCCACCGGCCGCUUCUCCAACGGCAGGGUCCAAUCUGACUUCAUCGAUCGGCAGCUUCGAGAGCCUCAUCUCCUCCGCGCCAUCUCACCGGCACAGCUCGCGGCGGGCUCCGUGGCGCUGAUCGCCGUCUCCGGCAACGACGACUACGGCCGCGUGACCGUCUCGGUGUUCGGCGACGUGACGACCUUCAUAAAAAACGUGACGUCCACCAUCGCGGCCUCGGCGGACCGUCUGAGGAAGCUCGGCACCGGCAAGGUGCUCGUCAACAACCUCCACCCGGUCGGCUGCGUGCCCUCGCAGACGCGUGCCGAAGGGUACGGCGCUUGCGACAGCGUCGCAAACGCCGGGGCCCCGCAAGGACCCCAAGGCGACACCGAGGGCGGCCCGUAUGAGUAUCGGUACACGCUGUGCGAGGAUCCCGAGAGGUAUUUUUACUGGGACGAGAUGCACCCCACGCAGGCUGCUUGGGAAGCCGUCAUGUGGUAUCUCCAGGAAGACAUCAACAAGUUCCUCGGCCCUGCACAACAGUAG
Brachypodium distachyon (stiff brome) is the source of this 888-nucleotide messenger RNA. RefSeq names its product GDSL esterase/lipase At3g09930-like. The transcript is spliced from 4 exons. NCBI's taxonomy places the organism in Eukaryota, Viridiplantae, Streptophyta, Magnoliopsida, Poales, Poaceae. Gene Ontology annotation, molecular function: hydrolase activity, acting on ester bonds. Bases 1 to 888 code for a protein of 295 amino acids. The record is from RefSeq and is a predicted model, not a curated record.